Messenger RNA from Acaromyces ingoldii, 2671 nucleotides. RefSeq lists its product as hypothetical. Lineage: Eukaryota; Fungi; Basidiomycota; Exobasidiomycetes; Exobasidiales; Cryptobasidiaceae. Gene Ontology annotation, cellular component: Ric1-Rgp1 guanyl-nucleotide exchange factor complex; Golgi membrane. Gene Ontology annotation, biological process: retrograde transport, endosome to Golgi. The coding region runs from base 31 to 2190 and encodes 719 amino acids. The transcript has 2 exons. The record is from RefSeq and is a predicted model, not a curated record.
GGCAGCGGCGCCAGAAAAGCAACAGACGCCAUGUCGAAUCUACUAGUGGAAGUUGAGCCCUCGCAGUCGUCCUUCUUUGCGGGUGAGGACUUCCACUGCAUCAUCACCUUUACCAACACCCUCGUCCCAACACCUCAGACCCAACCGCUCCCCUCGAUACCCGCUUUCGGCAACGGUCAACAGCAUCUCUACCCUGAAGAUGGCUACAACGGCACCUCUUCACCCAGGAGAGCUGUCUCUUUCGCGGCACCGCAGGUCGAGAGCUCCCUGGGCGCAGCGGGUCCAUCUUCCCACCUGGCGUCUUCGUCAAUCUCGUCGAACUCCUCGAGUGGAGGAGCGUGGGGAGUCAAAGCUCAUAACAAAUCCAAGAGCGUCGAUGUGAAGACAUUUGCUCGUCAGAACCAGCUCGCUUCCACGUUUGAUGAGGGGUCCCCUGAAGGCGAAGGUGGUGGAGAUGAAGGGUACUAUCGUCGCCAGAGAGCUGAGGCCGAGGAGGAGGAAGGUACACGGAUGAAUGAGGGAGACGAGGGUGCCGAAUGGUGGUACACUCAACUGCCUCCGAGGAGAAGCCUCAUCGGCAAGGCAAAGCCUCCGGAGGUGCCGAUGGCAGCGCCAGCACCGGGACAGUCGACUCCUGGGAAGCGAAAGCAUAUGCGAUCGAAGACCCUUCAUACAAAUAUCGAUCACAACGCGACGCCUGCAGGUCUAGGUAUGGGCUAUCCUCAGACUCCGACCUCGGCAGGUGCGAAAAAUGGCCAACAUCAACCCUCGCUGUAUCAUCGUCUCGAUGCCAUGGCCCUCGAGCAGCAACAGCAACAGUUGCAACAAUCUCCCAGCGGAUCGCCCCUCUCGUCGCGGCAACCCAGCUCUUCGUUGCGAAGACCGAGCAACCCCAUCGCCGCCUCACAUCCUCAUGGCCGCAAAAAGUCAGUAGCCCAGGUCCAGGCCGAGGACCUUGUCGCGACAUUUGAGCUUGACAAGCAAUCUCAGCAACCUUCGCCCUCGGACGCUAAUACGCCGACGCAGAGCCUGACGCCCACAACGCCGCGUGACUCGUUCGACCUGCGUCAAGGCAGCGGCAGCAAUAGGCUAGGUGCUUUUUACAAUCUGGGCGAGAAUAACACAAUGGAGAGCGUGUUGCGGGAAGAUUUCUCGAAUUGGGCAAAGACGAGAGAUCAUGGGAGGCGCGAUUCAAUCUCGUCUAUCGCCUCUUCGUCUGCUCCAGGCCCCAACACGCCGAAAGCUCUGCGUGCGCCCAACUCCUCUUCUCCGCUCUUUUCUACGGGCCAGACUGCUCCGGGCACCGAGUCACUGCUUUGGAGCUUUGCCCAAUUUGGAGGCAGCUUCGAGAUAAACGAGAGCCUGGUAAAGCCGGGUGAGUUCGAGGAAGUCAAGCGAAAGCUAGCUGGUGGCAGCUCUGUCAACGGUCCAGGAAGCGGUAUACCCUCAACGCCCGUCGGAGGCGGCGAUUUGGCCAGUGAGACGUCAGCGGAAAUGUCCAAAGAUGGGUGGGGCACCUAUCUGAGAGGAAUGCUGCUGAGAAGCGCACCUCCAUCAUCGUCGAGAAGCACACAUCGCAGGACAGGAAGCACGCUCAUCGACACAAGAGAAAAGACGAUAGCGAGCAGGAGCAUUCCAGUCUUCUGCACGCCGCCCAGCAUCGUUGCGGUGGACCUCAAUCUUGCCCCAGGCGAAUCCCGUAGUUAUUCAUUUAGGAUCCCGCUGCCUCCAGAUUUGCCUCCUUCCUACAUGGGCAAAUCGUUCUCGUUUACCUAUACCCUGACACUGGGAACAAAUCGCUUGGUCAAGUCUAAAAAGGGAGGAGGUCGAGGCGGAGGAGGAGGAGGAAAUGAGCAAAAGAGCAGAUUGGUAAGGAUUCCGCUACGCAUCUACAACCUCGUCAGCGUUACGGGCGUCACAGCCUUUUUCGACUUGACGAAUCCAGUCGUCAACCUCAGGGAUGAGGCAGUGGUCAAACCGGUCGAAGUUGGCGCGGGAUUUGGAGACGGCAACGGUAGUGCGAUCGGAAGAAGAGACUCAGUCACGAGGCGAGAAAGGGCAGCUACUCUAAGAGGUGAGUCUAAUGAAGACAGAGUGAAGAUCAGCAUAUUGACAGAUAGGCGCACCAGACGGAAAUCAGAGGGAGCUGGUGGCAUAUACUCGCGACCUGCUGGCUUCGUGCCAAGAUGACACGGGAAGUCACGACGAUGCGCCGACCGAUCUUGAGCGAGCGACAGAGCUUGCGCAGAGGCAGGCACGUCAGUCGCUCUCGCCGUCUUCGUCUGCAUCUUCUGCCUUGGACGGGGCACAGGCCCCGCCUCUGUCUCCCACCAACAGCUUGACUCCCCUCCCGCGAGCCUCGUCGGCUUUGGGAAGACGCGCGUCGGCUUCAAGCCUCCACAACUCGGGAAGUCACAUCUUGGGCGAAGAUGACGAUGUGCCAAAGACAUCGAUGGAGGCAGUCGAAGUCUUGAGCCGCAACUCUCAAAAGGGUGAGUAACAGAAGCCUUGAAAGUAGAAGAACAGAUGCACCGCUGAUGUUUGGCCCCCAUCAUCAGUCUCGUACGAUAUCUCUAAAGACGGACAAGUGGCCGCUGUGCUCACCUUUGUCAAGUCAAAAUUUCGCCUGGGCGACACAGUCUCUGGCGUCGUGACAAUGAACCGCUCCCGG